Molecule: messenger RNA, 453 nt
Organism: Rangifer tarandus platyrhynchus (Svalbard reindeer)
Lineage: Eukaryota; Metazoa; Chordata; Mammalia; Artiodactyla; Cervidae
Source: the annotation of a GenBank genome assembly
AUGCAGACAAUCAUUCUCCACAAAGGCCAAAUUGGAACAACAACAAAUAACAAUAAUGACUUAAGACAGAAUGCCUUGGAACAAAUAGAAGUCUUGAUAACGCACUGCAGCGGUGCUCUUCGCUUUUUUAAAGCUGUGUCCACAACAGAGAGGCAAACUGUCAGCCUGAACGCUCCUGCCAGCCAACCCUUCUCGGUGGAGAGAGGGUGCGGCGAGGGGCAGAGGGGGUUCCGCGCAGACCGGCUGGCGGGCUGUGGAUGCUCCCGGCAGGCACGUUCUCUGCGCCGGUGUCGCCGGGCCAGCGGGGGAACCCCUCUGGUCCCUUCCAUUGCGCCGGGUCCCCGCACCGCACACGAGUUCGCGCCCAGGGCAGUGCCGCUGUGGCUGAGGCCAUGUGAGCGGUCGUGGGAGAAAAGGGGUCGCGGGAAGAGCCGGGAUGAAAACCAGCCUUAG